Molecule: messenger RNA, 1899 nt
Organism: Vanessa atalanta (red admiral)
Lineage: Eukaryota; Metazoa; Arthropoda; Insecta; Lepidoptera; Nymphalidae
Exons: 2
Coding region: 1-1899 (632 amino acids)
Source: RefSeq, a predicted model, not a curated record
AUGUUGUUGAAGAUCUUGAUUUGGUUCUUCAUUGCUGCUAAUGCUGAAUCUGGCCGUGUUGGGAAACUAUCAAAACAUCCAACAAACACAUCUAAUCCGAUAGACAAUUUAAACGGUAUCGCUUCGAUAUUUUCUCCUCGUAUGGACUUUGAUCAAUGGAAACCACUGACAGGACGUGGUGAUCCUUUACGUAAUGAUCCUACUUAUGAUUAUGAGCCUCCAGUACUCGAAAGAGUUCAUUAUUGGGCUGACGAAGUUCACGCUCAACCAGAAAAUUACCCGGAAAGGAAAUCUGAAGUUUUAGUACUAGGUGUCUCCUCUCGAAAACCGAGUGUUGCGUCUAGACCACUUUCACCCAUCAGAAGGGUUCCACGGCCACCUUUAUUUCCAUCUAAAUACGAAGACUUCUCUUACAAAUUUAGUGACCAUUACCCGAUGACUAUACUUGUACCACCUCCUCCACCUCCUAGCCAUCAACCUCCACUUUACGUUGAAGAAAAAUUAUCAAUACCUACAAGUCCACCGAUCCUACUUGAUGGACUUACAGCGACCAGAGAAUCUACUCCAAAACCUGAGAUUUUAACGUCGUUUGCCCUUCAGGAAUCUAAUCUUAUUUACCAAUCAUCUACAACAAAACAAAACUGGUACAAUAACUAUAAUAAGACUACAAAUUUACCAAACAAUACUGUUAGUAGCGACUACGCAGGAUGGGGCCCUACAACACCUUUUGAAGACUUUAAUGAAGCUCAUAAUAUUAUAUCUUACACAGAUAAUCAUAACUAUGAAUUUACCAAGCAACCUCUUUCUUAUUAUAAGCCAAUGUUGUCCGAGGCACCUCCGCCACCACAAACAUCAUUUCACUCUUCAGAUAUGCCUACUUUUUUACCAACAGCUUUACCUGUAACGGUAUCAACAGUUGAAAACACGCAAGAUACAUGGUCGUCUAUAGAAACCACAACAGAAACAUCUACUGAAAUUCAAAAUCUUGAAUUUGAAACUACUACUGAAAAUGUUAUAACCCGUUUUUCUCAGUCCACACCGGCACCAUUAUCAGCACCAAAACCCAAUAUAAUUGAUAUGUUAGGUUCGAUGAUAUCAAUGCCUAUGAUUACAGAUCCUAAUAGACCUGAAGAUAAUUUGUACGCUCAUGCAUCAGAUGCUAUACAUAUUUUUAAAAAGCCACCAACUGAAGAUUCUGUUAGUUUAGAAAUAAUGCAGACCAUGCAACCUCCUCCACCAAUAAAAACCCCUGAAAGUUCUACAGCACCUUCAAGACAACAAUUUCAAAUAAAUUCUCAUAUUUUAAACAGUCUCUUACAUGAAAAACCGAUAACACAUACACACGACCCUUACUUGCAUAUGCGUUUUACUACACCAAUUACGACUACCUCGAAGACAUCUCAAGAUAUAAAAUCUACAACUGAAACACCAUCUAUACCUACGUAUCUUAUUAUACAAGGACAUUCUAAAGUUAAAACUUAUGGAUCCAAACCAAAACCAGACAAUGGUGCGGCUAAAAAUGAAAUACCGAAUCCUAAUGAAACGAAUGAAGUUAAACAUUUACAUCCCCUUAAAGAAAAACACACAAAGAUUACAGAAAAACGAACACUUAGAGAAAGUAGAGCACAAAAUUUAAAGUCACUCGUGGAUACUGGAUUUGGCUCAAUAGAAAUUCAGGAAGCGGAUUUAGGUAUAAAAUACGAUGUAAGUGAUGGCAGUGACGUACCAAUAGAAAUAUACAGAAAGGGAAUCGUAGAUAAUGAUGAAAAUAAUUACUCAAGUAAAAGAGAAGAAGAAAAGAGAAAUAAAAGGGAAAUCGGUCUGAAGCAUUUCUUGGGUGAAGACUUAGUAAAUGUCGCUUAUAAAUUAUUUAACAGUAGAAAUGAAAUGCUAAAUUAA